Messenger RNA from Priapulus caudatus, 1912 nucleotides. RefSeq names its product leucine-rich repeat-containing protein 15-like. Gene Ontology annotation, molecular function: protein binding. Lineage: Eukaryota; Metazoa; Priapulida; Priapulimorpha; Priapulimorphida; Priapulidae. The record is from RefSeq and is a predicted model, not a curated record. Bases 257 to 1801 code for a protein of 514 amino acids. The transcript has 5 exons.
UGAGCUAUAUAUUAUGUUUGAUUAAAACAAUUCUAAUUGCAAUUACCAGGCCGCAUCUAUAAACAUGUGAUGACUGCUUUUAGAGCGAGUGCAGGUAUCCAGCGUUUACUGGUGUAUGCUGAUGGGGAUGAUGGUUAGAGAACACCAGAGAGCUCUCACCCGAAACAGAGUCAGCUAAAUCAAUGGUAAAGCGGAGUUCUCGUAUCGCUCCCCUCUCUCUCGGCCGUGACUGUGCCAACAACGUCCCAGCGUCUACAUGGCUGCUGGCGGAAUCAACCGGGUGGCCAUCGCCUCUACAUGGCUUUUUCUGGUGUUAUUACCGCAUGUGAUCGUGCAAUCUACAGAUGCACAGGACGCACAGAUGCAACCUACAGAUGUACAAGUGCUUGAUGCGGAGGUGCGUUGCCCUGACGACGCAUCCCUGAUCAGUCCGUGCAUGUGUGAGAUAGCUCCCGAUAACGCAACAGCGAUAGUCGUCUACUGCACGAACACCGAUGUCAGCGUGUUCGCGCGCCUAGCCACGCUAGCAGACCACGGGGCGCCGAUACAGCAGCUGGUGAUAGCAGACAGUAACAUCGACGUUCUUCCCGCUAAAGCCUUCUCCAACCUCUCCAUCUCCGAACUGGGCCUGGUUAAUUGCAGCAUAGCUAGACUUGACGACGAUUCGCUGAGUGGACUAGAAGGAAGUCUGAGCACAUUGAGCCUGAAGGCUAACCGCCUGACGUCAGUGCCUGCGUCUGCUAUCGUCGGCUUCACAGGUCUAGUGUCACUCAAUCUUAACGAGAAUGCAAUAGAAGCCGUAGAGGCCGAGGAUUUCCGUACAAAUGUAGGUCUCGGAGUUCUCUACCUGGAUCGUAACAAGAUCGCCAGCGUUCACGAGGAAGCCUUCCUUUCUCUCACCAACCUCAUCUCGCUAGACAUGGUGGCGAACAGACUGACAAGCAUCAGCGCCACCUGGUUCACGGGCAUGAAGGCUACUGUGGCACGCAUACAGCUGCAUGAGAAUCGGAUAGCUGCCAUCCCCGCGGAUGCAUUCAGCGGACUGACCAAUCUCCAACAUCUCUCUCUGUAUGACAACAAAAUCGCUACCCUAGGAGAGAACGCGUUCGCGCAGCUCUAUCUCAUAGAAUUACUGCGGCUAGAAAACAACCUCAUAGAGUGGCUACCGGCGGACAUGUUCCAUGACAUGGGACAACUCGCGACCAUAGACCUAGAAAACAACAAGAUCAGACAGCUGCCGGCUGCGAUAUUCUCCAAUCAAACCCAGGUAAGCGAGGUGUUCCUGGAAGACAACCAGAUAUCGGACAUCGGCGAGGGAGCGUUCAGUGGACUGGUGAGCGCCGAGUAUAUGCAGCUACAGGCAAACAAUCUCAGUUCCCUCCCCGCCGAGCUGUUCACGAACAUGCGCUCGCUCACCUACCUCCACCUGGCGGAGAACAGCGGACUACGUCUUCAGGCAGCCAUGUUCUCGGGUUUAAGCAAUCUGCGCUCCUUGAACCUGUAUGACGCAGGCAUCACCGAGGUGCCAUCAGGCACGUUUGCAGAGCUGGUCAGUCUGCACAGUUUGUACCUACAGAACAACAACAUUACAACCCUGGAGGCUGACUCCUUUAAGGGCGCGACCAACCUAGAAGUGCUACAGCUGCACGACAACCAGCGGAUGGACAGAAUUCCUCGCCAUAGCUUCGCCGGUCUCGCUAAUCUGAAGAGAUUGCAGCUACAGAACAACCAGAUAGGUGAGCUGGAGCCAGGCGGUUUUAGACGAUGCCGAGAGGAGUCUGGAGUUUCUCCAGCUGUCUAACAAACAGGCUGGAUGAAGCGUGUUCGAUUCUCUCUCAAGCUGCCAUGAACUUAAACAUCUGGAUCUCAGCCAGAAUCGCAUGACGGUGGUGCCAUCUAGUUCCACGCAAAA